CACUUAACGCUACCUGUGUUCCCACGGGUAAACCAGUUUGUCACUGUACACGCAUUUAUAUCGGUUCCACCUAUAUCGGGGGCCGGUAAAAAAAAUAUUGUACUAUCUUCUUCCCAAAGAGUGUUCCCCCCUUCUUAAUUCCAUCCAUGGCAAAUCGCUGCUGAGGCAACGCUCGGGCAUAGAGAUUCCUGCUUACGGCGAACAUAUUGGAAAAAUCCGCCGCGCGUAUUGAUGUUGCUCUGUUCUCCGUAUCGGUAUGCAGCAGGCCUCAUCCAGCAACGGGGGAUCUGGUGCUGGAACAACAACCAGAGCAGGACGGCAGCGAUGUGCGGCACUAGAGGUACCAAUUUUUCCACUACAUGUUAUGUUAUUGCGGUAUUAGAGUUACAACAUCUACUAUUGGGGAACGAGCUGUGCGGCUAGUAACAGACCGGUCAUUUCUCGUUGCUACGCGGUGCAUUUGAUGACAAGAAAAAGGAAUUGGUUACAGCGAUAGGUUUUGGUGGCCUCCUUUUCUUCCCCCCCUCUGCGGCAAAUCAAUCGGAGGUUUGCUGUGUGGUUGAUGAGUCGGGGUUGAUCCACUCUCACAAAUGCUUGUGAUUGAUUCAGCCAAGCGAAUCAAAUUUAAUAAAGUUGACAUUGAGCAUGUAUUUGGUAUACCCUGCCGUGGAAGUAGCAUAUCUGAUUCAGGCAUGCCACGCAAAGAAAUUAUUGGCAAGGUCAUGGGACUAUACCUUGGAGAUGGUGCUAAAGAAAAUCGUAGUAUAAAAGCUGUUCAAGAGGUACUUGAGAGGAAUUAUCGCGGUGAAAUGUCAGAGAAUGAACAAAACGCAUUUAAGGUGGCAUUUGUCAUAUUUGUUAUGUCCACCGUCCUAUCACCUGGAUCAAAGUAUGAUUAUGUGUCGGUUGACUAUUGGAAUGCUCUUGUAGACACUUGUUGCAUUAAGGACUUUGACUGGUCUGAAUACGUUCUCCACAAGCUAUUCCAAGCUGUUGCUAAACUUAAAACUGAGCUCAAAUCCAGUAACAAGGUUACAAAUAUCACGGGUUGCUACAUUUUCCUGCAGGUACUGUAUCUGGACAGUUUGGACUUGGGCGUACUAAAUAUGCCUCACUCAACAUUUCCUCGAAUCAGGCAUUUCUCAUCCGAAAAAAUGAAGUCUAUGGUUCUAGCUGAUAGCUUGGGCCGACCUGAUGAUACCAAUGAUUCUGAAUUUGGAAAAACACAGUUUCGUGAUGGCUAUGCCUUGUGCUACUCAUGGGCAUGUGAUUCAUUCAGUGCUGAUCUUGGUAGGUUGGGCACAACCUUAUAUGGUCUAUGGGAGGUUGCCUGCUCCUUUUCACGUGCUAUUGGUGUCCAUACCAAGGCUGCUGGACCUUUGUUCUUUGCUGUUGCUGAGUUUCAGAGUUUGGGCAACUGGGAACAGUUUAAUCAAGCAUUAACUAUUGCAGCUGUUCUAACAUCCAUAUUUGAGCCAUACACAAAAGGUUAUUUCUACAAUGCUGGGCGCAGUCUUGAACUCUCAUGGCUAGGGUCUGAUGUUGAUCGUAUGCUGAAGGAGUCAAUACUAUUUGUAUGCUCAAAUUGGCAGAACACUUGCAAUUCGGAUGUCAUUGAAACAUCCAGUAAUAAUGAAGCUGAUUAUAUAGUCGAAACUGGCACUUGCAGAUGUCAUAAACGAUCUAGGCCUGCAACAUUCCACAGCAAUAUUCUCAUGGCAAGCAAUGACAGUGAAAAAAGUCAACAUUUGUCAACUUUGUUCGAUAUACAACAUUUCAGUACUUCCAGCUCAGCUUGUGAUCCCAGGACAGGGUAUGACACAUUCAAACGUUCGAUGAUUGUCCGUAUAAUGUCACGAUUCUACAUAUCACUAAGCUGUCUGGAUAGGCGUGCCUGCUUGCGCACUCGCCACACUAUGAACCAUCUUGACAGUACUAAUAAUUCAGGCAUUGGUCAUAACUGGCCUGUCAUAUAUCACUGUAUCCCAAAGCAUAUUGAGGUCACAAUUGGGACUUUCAAAUCUCAGCUAGAUGGAAGUCCAGAAAUUGUUAUGGACAUGUUUGAUGCAAUUAUUAGUCGGUACAACGAAUUGUGCGACUCUCAACAUAAAGUCGGUUCAUCUGCACGAACGCGCCAUUUGUUUGAAUCCAGUUUUCUUGGGUCGAUUCUGGCUGGGAUGUUCGAUGUCACUAGUCCAUUGAUUCGUGACCAGAUAGUUGGCACCCACAUAACAUACAAGAUUUCGUCAUGCAGCAUGAUGCUUUUCCCAUGUAUCAUUGGCCAUCGCUGGGUUUCAUAUGCAUGGUGCCUUCAAACAAAUACAAUAUUUAUAUUUGAUCCAAUCUGCAAUGAAACUACUGUUGCUGAUAUGAUGCCCGAACAUAUGUAUGUUACUGGAGAGCUAAAGAAGGCUAUCAAAAUUGUCAUGAAGGAAUUGGUAACUGAAUGGAAUUAUGAGUGGGAUUCUGUUGCUAUCGAUAUUAUCUAUUACAAUAUAUCAAGAAUUAGUUGGACUAACAAGACUGGACAUAUCGUGGCUCAAUUUUGCUUGAAGUUUGAUGGUUCAGUUGCAUCGCUGUCAAGCAUUACUGACUUAUCCUCUGCAAAAUACAGACUUGCUAACUGAUGCACUCAAUUUGAAUGGAAACCAAGGGAUAAUUCCAGAAGGUUUAUGGUAAAAAAAAUGUUAGCUUCAUCAAAUCUUGUACAUGUUAGUUAGUUUAGUUGUUUUCUGUUGGAUAGAGUCCAUGCGCACGAGGACACGUUCGGUUGUGUGAUCCCGUACGCGUAGGCGGGCGUGGUGAGGGUAGCUCGCGACGUCCGAGUCUUGGGCCAUCGUGUGCUCACCCGUCGCGCGUCGUGGGAAUGGACGCGGCAUAUGCGCGGCGAGAGAAGCCCUCAUGUGCUCGUUGUAAUCGUCCAAUAAAAGGAGGAAGAAAACCAUAAAAAGCUACAGCUUUGUCGCAGCACCAAA
Panicum virgatum (switchgrass) is the source of this 2975-nucleotide messenger RNA. RefSeq lists its product as uncharacterized. The record is from RefSeq and is a predicted model, not a curated record. The coding region runs from base 591 to 2627 and encodes 678 amino acids. The transcript has 10 exons. NCBI's taxonomy places the organism in Eukaryota, Viridiplantae, Streptophyta, Magnoliopsida, Poales, Poaceae.